Messenger RNA from Solanum verrucosum, 1480 nucleotides. RefSeq lists its product as uncharacterized. The coding region runs from base 218 to 1249 and encodes 343 amino acids. Gene Ontology annotation, molecular function: S-adenosylmethionine-dependent methyltransferase activity. The record is from RefSeq and is a predicted model, not a curated record. Lineage: Eukaryota; Viridiplantae; Streptophyta; Magnoliopsida; Solanales; Solanaceae. The transcript is spliced from 8 exons.
AAACAUGGCGUGGCCAAUAUUGAUCCUCAAACAAAAGAGCUAACUUUGGUGACGACAAAAAUGAAUCAAAAUCACAAAAAAAUUCCUCCUUUUCUUCUCUCCAUUGUGAAAACACCCAUAUAUGUAGGCUUGUUUAUGUAUCUCUACACUCACAGAGAAUCAAAUCGGAAGGGGAAAAGACAAGAAAGCCCUCAUCAGUUUUAGCUGAAGUUCAUCAAUGGCUGCUGCUACUGCUUCUGCUUCAGUUUCUUUGAAUCAUCAUCGUUCUGUGGUUCCAAAACAUCAUGGGGUUUCUUUGAAUUCAAGAAUUGGUGUUCCUACAAGGUUUUCCUCAAAUGGGUACACUUCAAGAAUCAGGGCUACCUCUGCUGUUGCUGUAGAACCGGAAUUGAGAACUCCAGCUCAGGAUGCUACGAAAGCUGAAUUGUUUGCUUGCCCAAUUUGUUAUGAACCUCUUAUAAGAAAAGGGCCUUCAGGAUUUAAUGUACCUGCAAUCUACAGAUCAGGCUUCAAAUGCAGAAAAUGUAACAAAUCAUAUUCAAGCAAAGAUGUCUACCUUGAUCUCACUGUUACUUCUGGAACAAAACAAUACAAUGAAGUUAAACCAGCUCGGAGUGAACUAUUCAGGAGUCCAAUUGUUUCAUUCUUGUAUGAGAGAGGCUGGCGUCAAAAUUUUAACCUAAGUGGUUUUCCUGGUCCUGAUGAAGAGUUUAAGAUGGCUCAAGAGUACUUUAAAGUUGCCGAAGGUGGUGUUCUUGUUGACGUUAGCUGCGGUAGUGGAUUGUUUUCCAGGAAAUUUGCCAUAUCUGGGGCCUAUUCAAGAGUCGUUGCACUUGACUUUUCUGAAAACAUGCUUCGCCAAUGUUAUGAUUUCAUCAAGAAUGACGAGAGUAUCAUAAGCUCCAAUCUAGCUCUUGUAAGGGCAGAUGUUUCCAGAUUACCUUUUCCCUCUGGAUCUAUUGAUGCUGUGCAUGCAGGUGCGGCCUUGCAUUGUUGGCCAUCUCCGUCCAAUGCAAUUGCUGAAAUUAACCGGAUUUUGCGUAGUGGAGGUGUAUUCGUUGGUACUACAUUUCUUCGAGUCAAUCCUUCAGCUCCUACGAUAUUCAGGGCCUUGGAGCAGAGUGCUCUACGGACGUACAGCUAUUUUACUCAAGAGGAGAUUGAAGACUUGGUGACAAGCUGUGGUCUCAUCAACUAUACCAGUAAAGUUCAGAGCUCUUUUAUCAUGUUUUCCGCACAAAAACAAUGAUCGUUUGGCUGGUAUAAACGCGUUAUUUUUCCUGUUUUGGUAUAUGUUUGCACUCGUUUCGCUGUGCAAUCUAUCUCAACCCUGUAAAAAAUAGUAUAUACAGUACAUAAAAGUUGAUUCAGUCUGUUAAAGAACAUUCUUUCUUGUGAAUAAUUUACACUGCUGGUGUAACUAGACACUAUAGUGUAGCACAUCAGCACAUGUAAUAAUCCUUGGACUUGAGUUAUUUCG